GUCAGCAGUUCAGUCACGUGAGGUAGCAGGAGGAGGCGCGAGCGUGCACACAGUCCGCAGUCGCAGCCGGAGCUCGCGCUGCUUCCAAGAAGAUUCAGUGAUGGAUUUGAGAGUUUCUCCGGUGUUAGCUUUAAUCCUCCGUGUUUCUGCGGUGCUUGUUUUAACCCUCGGUGCUCCUGCGGCUCUCUGCUCCUCUGAGGACUACAUCCUGAACGAUAAAGACGGGCUGGGCAGAGAGUUUGACGGGGUCGGAGGUCUGAGCGGCGGAGGGGCGACGUCUCGUUUGUUGGUGAAUUACGCAGAGCCGUACCGCAGUCAGAUAUUGGACUACCUGUUCAAGCCAAACUUUGGAGCCUCUCUGCACAUUUUAAAGGUGGAGAUCGGAGGGGACGCUCAAACUACAGAUGGCACCGAGCCGUCGCACAUGCACUAUGAAAAUGACGAGAACUACUUCAGAGGUUAUGAGUGGUGGCUGAUGAAAGAGGCCAAGAAGAGAAACCCAGAUAUCACUCUCAUAGGGCUACCCUGGGCGUUUCCCGGUUGGGUCGGUCACGGUAAAAACUGGCCGUAUGAUUUCCCAGACAUCACUGCGACGUACGUGGUGAACUGGAUCAUUGGUGCCAAACAGUACCACGACCUGGAUAUCCAAUAUGUCGGGAUUUGGAACGAGCGAAACUAUGACAGCAAGUACAUCAAGCUGCUGCGCUACACUCUGGAUAAGAGCGGUCUGGAGGGGGUCAGGAUCAUAGCCAGUGACAACCUGUGGGAGCCCAUUUCUCUGACUCUGCUGCUAGACCCUGAACUCAGCACAGCUGUAGACGUGAUAGGGGCUCACUACCCGGGCACCACCACCGUGCUGGACGCUCUGAAGACGCAGAAGAAGCUGUGGUCGUCGGAGGACUAUAGCAGCUUCAACGACGAGGUGGGAGGAGGCUGCUGGGCCCGGAUCCUGAACCAGAACUACGUCAACGGACUCAUGACGGCGACGAUCUCAUGGAACCUGGUGGCGAGUUACUACGAGAAGCUCCCGUUUGGUAGAGACGGGCUGAUGACGGCCGAGGAGCCGUGGAGUGGAAACUAUGUGGUGGAGUCUCCGAUCUGGAUCACAGCCCACACCACUCAGUUCACUCAGCCCGGGUGGACGUACCUGCAGACUGUCGGACACCUGGAGCACGGAGGAAGUUAUGUCGCUCUGACUGACGGGAAAGGAAACCUCACUGUCGUCAUAGAAACCAUGACUCAUGAUCACUCGGUGUGUGUCCGACCGCCUCUCCUCCCCUUUAAUGUGACGUCCCAGAAUGCAACUUUCCAGCUGAAGGGAUCGUUUGCCUUCAUAAAGGAGCUGCAUGUUUGGCGUUCACAGUUUGACUUCAAAACAAAGAAACCGUCGUUCUUUGAGAAACUCGCUCCAGUGAAGAUCAUAGACGGAUCUUUCACUUUAAAUCUGGCUGAAGAUGAAGUGUACACUUUAACCACGCUGACAACGGGACAGAAAGGCGUUUACCCCGCCCCCCCUCCAUCGGCUCGCUUCCCUAAAGUCUACAAGGACGACUUCAAUGUUCGAAACCCUGCGUUCUCGGAGGCUCCAGACUUUGCAGAUCAGACCGGUGUGUUCGAGUACUUCAUGAACCUGACCGAUCCUGGACCUCAUGUCUUCACCUUACGGCAGGUUCUGACCCAGAGACCUGUUACCUGGGCAACAGAUGCUGACCAGACCGUCAGUGUCAUCGGAGACUACCAGUGGCAGAACCUGACGGUGUCCUGCGACGUCUUCAUGGAGACGGUGAAGACUGGAGGAGUGUUUGUAGCAGCUCGAGUCGACAAAGGAGGACAGUCGAUCCGCAGCGCUAAAGGAGUUUUCUUCUGGGUGUUUGCAGACGGCACGUACAAAGUCACCAACGACCUCGCUGGACAGACUGUUCUUGCAGAGGGAAAGUCUGGUACUCUUGCGUUCGGUUGGCACACGUUGACACUCACUGUGGAGGGUCAAUUUGCGUCUGGUCUUCUGAAUGGAUAUCCUCUGUGGAAGAACGCAGUGGUCCUGAUGCCUCAGAACGGCUGGGCCGCUGUAGGAACCCGCUCGUUUGAGCUGGCUCAGUUUGAUAACUUCAACGUGGUGGCGGAAUAAUCACUGACUGAUGAAAUGUACACUGUGCUGUGAAUGCUGUGAUGACUCUAAUUUAUGACUUCAUUCAUGCUUUGAUUAGGAUGCGAAAGGGGAAAUAAUGUAUCAAUACGCACUCCUGCCUUUAAAUUCUUACCUGAUCAUUUUGUAAAUUAUUGUCUUUGUAAUAAAAGGAUGUUUUUAUA
This is a messenger RNA of Labrus mixtus (cuckoo wrasse), 2310 nucleotides long. RefSeq names its product galactosylceramidase b (gene galcb). Gene Ontology annotation, biological process: galactosylceramide catabolic process. Bases 101 to 2128 code for a protein of 675 amino acids. Gene Ontology annotation, cellular component: lysosome. Lineage: Eukaryota; Metazoa; Chordata; Actinopteri; Labriformes; Labridae. The transcript is spliced from 17 exons. The record is from RefSeq and is a predicted model, not a curated record. Gene Ontology annotation, molecular function: galactosylceramidase activity.